GGCCCAGCACGUGCCCCCGCUUGGCGCCUGCCCGUGGGUCUCCCAGCCCGGCUCCUGCUGCCUCCCACCAGGCACCUCGGGCCGCGGUGGGCUCACUUCUAGUCUGGGGGUGAUGUCGGGGACACCCCCUUGAUCAAUGCUGCCAACAUUCCUGCCCUGAGUGCACCUGGCCUCAGGGAGCAGAGCACCUGGGGGCCCCCCUGCAGACAAGGGGGCCGUGUGCCCCCCUCAGGGACGGGACCUGCGGGCAGAGGGCUCGGCUCACCGCCGCCUCCUUCCCACCCCAGGGAGCAGCCAUGCUCAUCUCGGCCGCCUCCGUGGCCCCGGGGACGGCUGGGCCGUGUCGCCCGGGGCAUCCCGGACCUCCACCACCUCUGUUGCCCAAGCCGGGAAAAGACAACCUGCGCCUGCAAAAGCUGCUGAGGAAGGCGGCCCGGAAGAGGAUGGGCGGGGGCGGGCCCACCGCCCAACCCGGGGCUUUCCGCACCUCCCUGUCCCCCGUGAGCGAGGCCAGCCACGACCAGGAGGCCCCGAGCCCACGUCCCACAGAGGCCCCGCGUCCAGCAGAGGCCCCGCAUCCGGCUGAAGCCCUGCGUCCCACAGAGGCCCCGCGUCCAGCAGAGGCCCCGCGUCCCAUAGAGGCCCCGCGUCCGGCUGAGGCCCUGCAGGCUGUAGCUGCCACGCCCCGUUGCCCCCCGACACCUGUCAUCCACCACGUGGCCUCCCCCACACAGAGGUCCACGUUCUCCUUCAGCCUUGCCCAGCGCAGGAGCCUGGCUUCCCACUUCAGGGCCACGGGCCCCCAGCUCGCAGCCCCAGCCCCGGAGCUCGCCUGGUGCCCCAGCGGCUUCGCCCAGGUCCCGGCCCCUGCAGCGAGGGGCCGCCACGUCAGCCAAGUGCAAGUCCGGCUGGCGCCAUCGCCACAGGCCGGGACCCCCGAGCCCCCCCCGGCAGCCCCCCAGGAUCAGUACACGGCCCCCCGCCCUCCCGGGGCUCAGCCCCUGAUCCCUGUGGCCCACAUCCGCCCACUGCCCACUGGGACGCAGGCGGCCAGCCCCCGGCCUGCGGCAUCCCCAGUGCCCAGGCCUCCCCCUGGCCUGCAGGCCUCGGUGCCCAGGGAGGCUGGCACCCGGGUGGUGGUGCCCGUCGCCCCCACCUACCAUUCGCCAGGGCCCUCGCCUUUCAGGCCAGCCUCUGGGACCCCCGAAGCUGGGCGCCUGGAGGAGCCCCCCGCGGCUGGCCCUGCUGAGGCCGAGAGAGUCUCCAGCCCCCGCGGCGCCUCGCCCCCCACCCCUUCGGCAGGCCCCCAGCCCUGCCUGGCCCCCAGAGCCGCAGCCAGGUCCCAGCUCAGCGGCUGGACGCGCCUGAAGCAGCAGCUGCUGGAGGAGCCGGAGGAGCCCCAGUUCCCGGGGCCGGAGCCCAGCCCGGGGCAGGUGGGCCAGGGCGGGAGUGCCCUCGCCAGCCCGGCGCCCCGGCCCCCCGCCUCCCGGGCCUCCAAGAUGUGGGAUGCGGUGCUCUACCGCAUGUCGGUGGCCGCGUCCCGCGGCGGCCAGGCGGGGCCCGGAGCCGGGGCACCUACCCUGGCCGGCCUCAGUCGCCUGCCUUUCCUUUAUCGGCCUCGCUUCAACGCCCGCAAGCUGCAGGAGGUGGCCGCCCGACCCCCUCCCGUGACCUCCCCGGUCCUGGUCCUGAACCCCCAGCCCAAGAACUUCAACCGGACGGCGGCCGGCUGGGGGCUCCACUGA
Dama dama (fallow deer) is the source of this 1745-nucleotide messenger RNA. It is a transcript of the gene PRR33, whose product is annotated as proline rich 33. The record is from RefSeq and is a predicted model, not a curated record. Bases 297 to 1745 code for a protein of 482 amino acids. NCBI's taxonomy places the organism in Eukaryota, Metazoa, Chordata, Mammalia, Artiodactyla, Cervidae. The transcript has a single exon.